Molecule: messenger RNA, 2297 nt
Organism: Musa acuminata AAA Group (dessert banana)
Lineage: Eukaryota; Viridiplantae; Streptophyta; Magnoliopsida; Zingiberales; Musaceae
Product: DEAD-box ATP-dependent RNA helicase 35
Exons: 2
Coding region: 119-1942 (607 amino acids)
Biological process (GO): mRNA splicing, via spliceosome
Cellular component (GO): spliceosomal complex
Molecular function (GO): ATP binding; RNA helicase activity; zinc ion binding
Source: RefSeq, a predicted model, not a curated record
UCUUUCUCCCCAAUGCCCCUUUACAGGCCGCCGCCCUCAUCGACAUCAGCGCACAGCGCCGCCUCCUCGAUCCAUCUCCGUCUUCCCCCAAGCCCCUCUCUUCUUGGAGCCCACCGCCAUGGCCUCCGCCGACGCGCCGCCGAAGCCCCCUCCGUCCACCGUCGAACCCGACGACGACGACGACGAUUACGAGGAUUACAUCCCCGUCAAGAAGCGCCGAGCCAUAGAGGCCCAGAAGAUCCUCCAGCGCAAGGGCCGCCCCACCUCCGCCGGGGACUCCGACGCCGCCAACCGCCCGCAGGCCCUCGCGGAGGCCAAGCCAAGCCUCCUUGUCAAGGCCUCCCAGCUGAAGCGCGAUCUCCCCGAGAUCAGCCCCACCGAGCAGCUCGUCCAGCAGGAAAAGGAGAUGAUCGAACACCUAUCCGACCGCAAGACACUCAUGUCCGUCCGCGAGCUGGCGAAGGGCAUCACCUACACCGAUCCCAUCCCCACCGGGUGGAAGCCGCCGCUCGCCAUACGCCGCAUGCCCGCUCGCCACGCCGAUGCCAUCCGCCGCCAGUGGCACAUCCUCGUCGAGGGCGAGAACGUGCCUCCCCCCAUCAAGAACUUCCGCGACAUGCGCCUCCCCGAGCCCAUCCUCAAGAAAUUGAAAGAGAAGAGAAUCGUCCAGCCGACGCCGAUCCAGGUGCAGGGACUGCCAGUGAUUCUAGCGGGGCGGGAUAUGAUCGGGAUCGCGUUCACUGGCUCGGGAAAGACGCUGGUUUUUGUUCUCCCGUUGAUUAUGACGGCAUUGCAGGAGGAGGUCAUGAUGCCGAUCGUCCCUGGAGAGGGCCCAUUUGGGCUUGUGGUAUGCCCGUCGAGGGAGCUCGCGCGACAGACGUAUGAGGUUGUGGAGCAGUUCCUUGUUCCGCUGCGGGAUCAUGGAUACCCGGAGCUGAGGCCGCUGCUAUGUAUUGGCGGGGUCGAUAUGAGGUCGCAGCUGGAAGUGGUGAAGAAAGGGGUGCAUAUUGUUGUGGCUACUCCAGGGAGAUUGAAAGAUUUGCUUGCAAAGAAGAAGAUGAAUCUUGAUAAUUGCAGGUACUUGACACUGGAUGAGGCUGAUAGGCUGGUGGACUUGGGCUUUGAGGAUGACAUACGGGAGGUUUUUGACCAUUUUAAAGCCCAAAGACAAACCCUACUCUUCUCUGCUACCAUGCCAAAAAAGAUCCAAAACUUUGCAAAAAGUGCUCUGGUGAAACCUGUGACAGUCAACGUGGGAAGAGCCGGAGCAGCAAACCUUGAUGUCAUUCAAGAGGUUGAGUAUGUGAAACAAGAGGCUAAAAUUGUGUAUCUUCUUGAAUGCCUCCAAAAGACACCUCCUCCUGUCUUGAUUUUCUGUGAGAAUAAAGCAGAUGUGGAUGACAUUCAUGAGUAUCUGCUUCUUAAGGGAGUUGAGGCCGUUGCCAUUCAUGGUGGCAAGGACCAGGAAGAAAGAGAAUAUGCCAUUGCAUCCUUCAAAUCUGGCAAGAAGGAUGUAUUGGUCGCUACAGAUGUUGCUUCCAAGGGCCUUGAUUUUCCUGACAUCCAGCAUGUGAUCAACUAUGAUAUGCCUGCUGAAAUUGAGAAUUACGUCCAUCGGAUUGGCCGAACCGGAAGGUGUGGCAAAACAGGAAUAGCAACAACAUUCAUAAACAAGAACCAAACAGAGACGACACUCCUCGACUUGAAGCACCUCUUGCAAGAAGCAAAACAAAGAAUUCCGCCAGUAUUGGCAGAGCUUAAUGACCCGAUGGAAGAUGGUGAUGCUCUUACUGAUGCUAGUGGAGUAAAAGGUUGUGCAUACUGUGGUGGGCUUGGUCAUCGUAUCCGAGACUGCCCAAAACUGGAGCAUCAGAAAUCCAUGGCUAUUGCUGGUUCUAAAAGGGACUACUUUGGUUCAGGAGGCUAUCGGGGCGAAAUAUGAUCCUGCUUCUUGUAUCUGUAUAUACGGGGAACUAUUGCGGGAUUUCCAUUAAUGACCAAGUUCUUACUAUGUCUAGAUGUCUGUAAACCAGGAAACAUUUCUGUAAUCAGAUAUUACAACCCACCUUAAAAUUCACAGUGCCCAACUUUUUUCAGUUGGAUGGUGGAGAACUCCUUUGCUGUAGAGCAACAUAUCAGCUGCCAAAUUUGUAUGGAGUUUAGAAGUUAUUUUAGCAUCUUGAAACACAUCAUAAUGUGAAAACGUCAACGUGAAUGCAGCCGAGUGAUGCAUUGCUUGUAAUAUCAGUGAGACAUCAGUUUAAUUAUGGAAGCCAACUAAAUGCUCAUCAUCUUCA